This is a messenger RNA of Corythoichthys intestinalis (scribbled pipefish), 3956 nucleotides long. Its product is annotated as C-type lectin domain family 4 member M-like. Lineage: Eukaryota; Metazoa; Chordata; Actinopteri; Syngnathiformes; Syngnathidae. Gene Ontology annotation, molecular function: signaling receptor activity. Bases 227 to 1798 code for a protein of 523 amino acids. The record is from RefSeq and is a predicted model, not a curated record. The transcript is spliced from 8 exons.
UCUUUUCCCAUGAAUGAAACUGGUUUAUUUCUCAUAGUCACAAUCACAGGAUAGAUCAGAGGAUGAAGUGUGACGAAGAUAACAUUUUAAGACAUUGCUGAGAGACAUGUCAACCAACUGCGCUCUUAUUUAGUGAAUCUUUAUAAUCACUGCAGGUGUGAAAAGAGCCCAACUUGUAUUUUGAUCAACUACUGCCUUCAAUAACAAAUGGGUAGCCGAGGUAAGAAUGACAGUUAAGUACCAAACUUCGACGGAGACAACAAUGGACAUAGACGAUGGAAAUCUUGGCAACAAGCACCUUAUAAUGGAUGGCAGCAAGUCUCAAUAUUCUGUAUAUGCACUGAGGAACAGCCCUGUUAGGGUUGCUGCGCUUGCCCUUGGGUUUCUGUGUGUAUUCCUGGUGGCUGGUCUCAUUGGUCAGUCUGUCCACUACCGGAAAUUGGGCAAUGAAAAUCAGAACAAGUUAGAAGCUGUUAGAGGGGAGAGAGACAAUCUACAGUCCAACCUGAAGACUGCACAGAAUGACAAAAAGAAUCUUGAGGUCACUCAUGAGCAUUUACAACAAAAUUACAAUUAUAUGUCCAAAUCAAAAUAUCAAAUGAAUAACAAAAACAGCCAACUAUCAGAGGAAGUAACCAAACUUAAACAGAGUGAAAGCACAUUGCAAGCCAGUAACGCUGCUCUGAGCAAAGAACUUGAAGAGCUUAAGGCCACUGAGGAACAGUUGCAGACUGAUAACGAAGCCUUGUCGACUUCUAAAGACUCACUUCAAGCAAAGUAUGAUUCAAUAGCCAAGAGCAAAAAGGACUUACAGGCCAACUUUGACACAGCGACAAAAGAGAGGGACAAUUUGCAGAACCAAUUUAAUAAUGCAACAAGGACAAAAGAGAAGCUGCAAAACGAUUAUAACAGUCUGACCAAGGAUAUUGAGCACCUAGAGGAAAGAUAUCGUGCCUCUUCCAAUGAGAGAGACAACAUUGCAAGCAGUCACCAAAAUCUGACAUUGGAGAAAGAAAAUCUACAGGCCACGUUCACCACACUUUCCAAAGCCACUGACAAAUUAUUGGCGUCCUACAAUUCCCUAAUUGAAGAGAAGAAAUAUCUCGAAAGCCGCUUGACAAAUGUGACUGCAGAGAGAGACCUGCAGAGUGUGGAAAUCAGCAACAUGAGUUCUGUGGUUGACCAGCUGCGAGCCACCGUCACAAGACUGAACACAACUAUAAAUGUCUGUCCAAGUGACUGGAAGAAGUUUAACACAAGUUGCUACUUUGCUUCUAAAACCAAAGAUACAUGGUACGUGAGCAGAGCCGACUGUCAAAACAGAAAAGCAGAUCUGGUCAUCAUAAACAGCUAUGCUGAAAUGAAAUUUGUCAAUAACUUGUAUUCAAGUAACGGAAAUAUCUGGAUUGGCUUGACUGAUGAGGGAAUUGAAGGUCACUGGCUGUGGGUGGAUGGGACCCCAUUGUCCCUACAGUUUUGGGCUGAUGACCAGCCGAACAGUUACAAUGGCAACCAGGACUGUGGAGAGUUUUGGUACCGUUCUUCAGGAAAUGCCGAGUGGAAUGAUGAAAAAUGUAGUUCAAAAAGAUAUUGGGUUUGUGAGAUGAGUGCUGUCAGCAUUGCUGCAGAGAUUGAAGAGGUGCGGGGUCAGCCUGUUAGUGCUCAGACCAUACACUAUACUCUACAUCAAAUUGGUGUGCAUGGCAUUAUAUCUUCUGGUUGUCUUACAUCACUGACCGUUCUUGGGGGUAAUUUACAUGGCUAUAUUUGUGUAGCGAUCGCAAGUACUACUAACUGACAGCUAACAAACACUUUUAAUUUUUUCAUUAAUAACAAAUCUUAAUUCUGUAAUUUAUUUACACUUCCGCCUUCAUAAGUUGUUUUUUACAACAGAAAAGGUAACAACAGUGGCAGUCAGAUACCAUUUUAAUAUUUUUCAAGUCAGUCAUUGUCAGAGAGAAACAGCACGGCAAAACGCCACGUUAAAAAAAUAAGUAAAAAUAUCAAAAUGACUUACCUCUUCGUCCUUCGUAGGACCUUGGCCCUUAACAAAAUGUUAACUGCAUAUGAACGUGAAUGGCUUCACCUAGCUUGUGUUAAACUGGUCUUUUGACAUCUGCACAAGUUGAUCCAUUCUUCACAUUUUUUCCUCUGAGUUUUUGGCUUCGGGAAACUUAUGAAGAAAACAUCCUUCAUAUGUCGGCAUGUUCUUUUUUUUUGAAAGAUUACUGGUAGAAAAAAGAGUAAUGACAUGAGUUUUAUGCUAGGGCGUCUCUAUGUUGACGUACGGUCUAAAAACAGCAUUAGUGCGGCACGCUAUUAUGUUGGGGCAGCUAAAAAAACACUAGGUUGUCAGAGAAGCUAUAAAACUGACCUUCUUUUGAGCUAGUUGGUUAUAAGGAGCAUCACCUUUGUGGGUUUGAUUAAACUUUCAAAAUGGCCAGAAAAAGAGAACUUUCAUGUGAAACUCGACAACCUAUUCGUGUUCCUUGAAAUUCAGGCUAUUUCAUAGAGAAAUUGGCAAGAAAUUGAAGAUUUCCCACAUUGUGUGUACUACUCCCUUCAAAUAGCAGCAUAAACAGGCUCUAAUCAGAGUAGAAAGAAAAGUGGGAGGCCCGCUGCACAACCGAGCAAAAACACAAGUACUGAAGAGUCUCUAGUUUGAAAAAUAGACGCCUCGCAGGUCCUCAUCUCGCAGCUUCAUUAAAUAGUAUGCGUAAAAUGCUAGUAUCAACGUCUAAAGUGAAGAGACGACUCUGGGAUGCUGGCUGUCAGGUCAGCGUCGCAAAGAAAAAAGCCAUAUCUGACACUGGCCAAUAAGAGGAAACGAUUAACAUGGGCAAAAGAACACAGACACUGGACAGAGGAAGAUUGGAAAAAAGCGAAAAAAGAAAAAAGACAUCAUCGAAAUUUUAGGUGUUUGGACUUUGGAUCACAGGGAAGAACAGCAGCAGCUUGACCGUAUGGUAUACAAGAAGUGCCCAUCAAGCCAAUCCAACUUGUGGGAGGUGGUUCUGGAAUCAUGGAGUUUCUCCAGAUUACCUCAACAAGUUUACAGCUGGCAUGCCUAAGGUCUGCAGCGCUGUAAUUGUUGCAAAGUAAGCUUUUUUUGAUGAACACAAAGUUUGAAGGAGAAAAUGAUUAUUUCAAAUAAAAAUCCUUAUUUCUAACCUUGUCAAUGUCUUAUGACUAUAUUUUCUCUUCAUUUUGCAACUCAUUUGAAAAAUUGUGAAUUUUGAAGGAAAACACAUAUUGUCUUGGUGACCCCAAACUUUUAUACGGUUAGUGUAUGUUGAGAUAAUUAUCGGGGUUUGAUUGAUUAAAUGUUUGCUUGGUUGGUUGAUUGAAUAUUUGCUUGUGCUCAUAUAUACCAUAAAUAAUACAUAUUGCCAUAUUCUUCUUACUUCUAGAUUUGCUUGUGCUCAUAUAUACCAUAAAUAAUACAUAUUGCCAUAUUUUUCUUACGUAUAUAACCAGUAAAUGAUUAUUGCUUGCUAUACCAGAUUGUAGUAUAAUGCUUAAGUGUUACAAAGAGUAAAAGAGGGUCGGGGUGACAACUGCUUUGCUUCAUGGCCGCGUCGUUGCGUAACUAGACCUUCCAGGCAUCCUCAGCACCUGGGGUUUGGACUUUCGCCUAGCCCUUCGAGGACAAUUUUCCAUCCGAGGACAUCUUCCAGGGCCACAGCGGUGCAUAACUGGAAGUGUUUGGAUUAUUGUGCUGAUUGUUUAACGUUGCAUAACUAAAAGUGUCUGCAUUAUUUUGACUGUUUAUAUAUUAUUUUGACUGUUUAUAUGAUUGUUUUGAUUGUUUACAUAAGCUCUUGCUCCACACACGUGUAUCACUUAAUUCCACCUACAUGCACACACAUAUCCAAUCAAAAACCACAUGGGUGUCGCCAGCUUGCUUUACCCUUCCCUUUAGGGCGGCCUCAAUCUUGUUCAGGGAAAACCCCUAA